AUUUUUAUUUACACUUAUUUAUAUCCUUAAAUAAAAUGGAGGUUACGCAAAAUCUAGAAGAUGGCGUUAAGAACAAAGAAGGGCCAGAUUAUAACUUGCAAGGUGGAAAGGCAAUGGCAAGUGUUGAAGCAGGGGAGGAGAUAGUUAUUUCAGGUAUGUCCGGAGUUUUCCCUAAUUCCAAUAAUAUUCACGAAUUUAGGGAUAAUUUAUACAACAAGGUCAAUAUGGUGUUGCCAAAUAGAAGGUGGGAUCUAAUUCACCCAGAAAUUCCUCCUUGUUCAGGCACUAUUCCAGAUAUUGAACAGUAUGACCGUGGAUUCUUUGGUAAGUGCAAAAAGUUUCAGUAAUUGAUAUCCAAUGAAAUAACUUUAUAUAAAAUGUUUAGG
Messenger RNA from Anoplophora glabripennis (Asian longhorned beetle), 386 nucleotides. Its product is annotated as fatty acid synthase-like. Gene Ontology annotation, molecular function: acyltransferase activity. The coding region runs from base 36 to 347 and encodes 103 amino acids. The record is from RefSeq and is a predicted model, not a curated record. The transcript has 2 exons. Lineage: Eukaryota; Metazoa; Arthropoda; Insecta; Coleoptera; Cerambycidae.